Belonocnema kinseyi is the source of this 1413-nucleotide messenger RNA. RefSeq lists its product as uncharacterized. The transcript is spliced from 2 exons. Gene Ontology annotation, cellular component: nucleus. Gene Ontology annotation, biological process: regulation of DNA-templated transcription. The record is from RefSeq and is a predicted model, not a curated record. Lineage: Eukaryota; Metazoa; Arthropoda; Insecta; Hymenoptera; Cynipidae. Bases 115 to 1413 code for a protein of 432 amino acids.
ACGAGACCUGUUCCUUUUGGUAGGCUUCACACUUUUCAAUAAUAAAGACAGAUGGAUCAUCACCGCACGUGUCAAUGACAUCAAGCUUGCCGUUGGCUGUUCGUUAUCAGCACGAUGACAAUGGAAGAUCGUUCCGCAGGCUUGGAACGCGCGGCACCUGCUACAUCAACAACUACGACGAUAUCAUCUCUGAAUACAAUUUGCGAUGACGGGUCCUCCGAUGCCUCCUACCCUCUACGAAGAACCAGUAAGCGGACUUUUGAUGUUGCCUUCCUAGUGGCACCGGACGAGAAUCUUGCAAGACGGCAGAACGAGAAACUCCGUCUAGUUUCUACAGAAAGACUGUCAGAUAUGAUGAAGGUUCGUUCCCAAGAUGAACUAACGGAGAACCAUCAAGAUCCAGAUUCUCAGGAAAGGUUGCCUCAAAACCUUACAAUGAAACAAUACAGAAGGAGAUCGCAUGACUGCACUGAAAGUUCUCUCAGCCUACCUUACGUAUCAUCAAGGACAUUAACUCCAACCUCCCCAGGACUAUCGCCGGAACCAGAUGACCGGCGAUACAACCAUAUCAGAUCACAGAAAACUCCUAGUCCACCCCAAUUUUCUCAGCAGCCGCAAAUGCUUCUAAAUAGAUGCGUUGAUUUGAUUGAACCAAUUGGACUAGCUUGUGAAACACCCUGUGCUGAGCGACAAGUUGAAUCCAGAAGCGCUUUUACAAAGGUGUCUUUGAACACACCAAGAAACGGCUUCACUGAUGGACAAACAUCGCCUAGAUCAUCUAUAUCGCCUGACAGAGCGAGCUACCAAAGCAGUGUUAGUCCACCCGUUCUUCCAAUAACUGUAAAUUCUCCAUACAAAUAUAGUGCUUUUUCCAACAAGAUGGGGUAUCCUUUCUUAAUGGGGUCUGAUACAGCACAAGCUAACAUCUUGGAUAAUUUAAAAAUCCCCCAUCCACCAAGAAUACCAAGUCCAAAAUUGGCGGGCUUCAGACCCGAUUUACCACAGAUGUACUCAAAUAUGCCAUAUAAUUCGAUUUCGGUCUUUCCUCCAAUGACUGAGGCUCUAGCGAGACCAAGAUUCCUCGCCACCGCUGCCAGUGUUGCGGGACUUCUACCACAAUCGUUGGCUGCACUGACUCUUCCAGCGCAGAAUGUGUGCGCCAAAUGCAACCUUUCUUUCCGCAUGACCUCAGAUCUCGUAUAUCACAUGAGGUCGCAUCACAAGAACGAAAGUGCAGGUGAAGCUUCGAGACGGCGACGGGAGGAAAAGCUUAGGUGUCCGGUCUGUGAUGAAAGCUUCAGAGAACGACACCAUCUAACGCGACACAUGACCGCCCAUCAGGAUAAGGAGAGCGAUGCGAUCGUUGAUCAGGUGGACGUCAAACGGAGGGCAGCCCCUAUCCACGGCAAGUGA